CAAACAUGAAGCUGGACGACGCGCACACAUCAGUCGUUCCAUUUGUUAUAUCUAUCUGGAUUAACUUUUUCUUCCAACACUUUCUCCAGCUCUUUAAAAAUAUUUCCUUUGUCCAUUUUAUAAUUAUAUAAAUCUUUGAACUUUUGGAAAGGAUGUGAAAAAUCUUUAUACACAUUUUGGAAUUGGACAAAAUUGAAACGCAUCAUUGGAGCGUCGUGGGAGUGAGUGCUGUAACUGGCGAGAAGCUCUUAGCAUCAAUCGACUGGAUGAUUGACGACAUCGCAAAACGAAUAUUCACGCUUGAUUAAUUUGAGUCUCUCUCUCUAUAUUUUAUACACGUAAUUCAAUGAUCGCACUAACUGUGUUAACCAAACUGCAAAUGCUCUAAAGUAUUUUCACCGCUAAGAAUCAUUCUCAACAUAUUUUGUUAUACGAAAUUAUUGAAUGAAAGCUAUGAACUAAAAUCCAAAUCAGGGAUCGAAACCAAACUAAAGCGAAUAUUUGGUUUGAGUGUGUGAACAAACCAAACCAUUCGGAACGUUCUGAAAAAUGGUUUGUAUGGCACACAGAAACGUUUAUGCUCACGUGUAUUAUUAACAAUACUAACACAGUGACAACACGCUUGAACGUUGCUCAUACAAACCAUACUCAGAACGUUUCGCUUGAUACGGUUUGCUGCGAGCAGUAAAACCGUUCCAAAAUCGGUUUGUAUGAGAAACGUCAACUGAUUUUCGAUCCCUGAUCCAAAUUUCAUAUGUUUAUUCGCAUUGUUUUAUUUUUGUUGUUGUUGUGGGUUUUGAUUUUAGCUAUGUAUGAAUUUCUAUCCCUUAGCUGCGUAUCAAUUUUAGAUUGGACAAUAACAAAACUCCACGCAUCUCCGCACAAGUUAAUAGUUGAACCAUACGGGGAGCGUAUGGGAAGUUUUCUUUUGUUCCAUAUAAACAAUGAUUCUUCUUGAUUUCAAAAAUAUUUCAAUUUCAAGUACGACUUAAUGAGUAAAAUGGAUUUGCUAGAAGAAUUCGUUAGAAAAUAAAUGAUACAAAUUUGUUUUUUUUACAUCUAGGUAAAUAUAACCGGUCAAAGUAAUUUCAUAUCAAACAUAAUAUUCUUAAAUUUUAAUUACGGAAAUUGAUGUUUUUCAUUAUUCGAACGACUUUUGAACGGUGGUUUAAGUAUUUAAGAUGAUACUUAAUAUGUACUAUGCUAUUGUAUUAUGUAUACAUAUGACAAAUACAUAUACCAGCGCUAUUACAAUAAUGUCAACGAGCUAUCAAGAAAGAGAAAUGUACUCAAGUGACUUUCAAUUGUAUUUCGAAGAGAAUCCAUUUAUUUGACAAAUUAUUUCAUUCAAUUCGAUUCAGUUUUGUUCCCUGGUGUUUUCGAGAGUAGUUCUUUGUUAUUUAUUUAAAAUGGCUGAAAUGGCUGAUGCAAAAGGUGAAUUGGAACAAGAGUGCACGGAAACUGUAGAUGGUCAACCGGAGCAGAAGAAGAAAAGGCUCGAUGAGAGCACAGAUUCAAAUAAUCACAUAAAAAUCACUGACCUCAACCAAUUUUGCUUGGAAAAAAUCUUCGCUCAUUUGUCUUUGGAAGACCUACUUGACGUAUCGGAUUCCAACAAAUAUCUUAAAUUGGCCACUCGUAUGCCAUUCGUUUGGAACUAUGCUGGGAAAUCAGUCAGGAUUGAUCAGCAGGAAAUAAGACAUUACAGCACUGAUAAGGGGAUAAUAAUGUUUGAGCCUUAUACAGAUAUUCAGAAACACACAGGAGAUGAAGAUAUAGUGAUUGUAGAUCUAAAAAAAGGUUUUCAAAUGGUACGUUGCUUCGGUGGCCUGAUAACCGAGCUCAAUUUGCGGUUUUUUUCAUUUUAUAAAAAAAAUAGUUCCGAAAACUAUAAACGCCUUGUGAGUUACAUAGACGAAUUUUGCGCUGAAUCAUUAAAAAAAGUUUCAUUAGACGAGGGGUGGAGAAUUGAAUACCUCGAAAAACCAUUUUUAAACGUCGAAGACUUGACAAUCCACGCUUUAAUUAAUUUUAAAGAGAAAUGUUUGAGCUCGCUGUUCCCAAAAUUGAAUCGCUUGCAUUUAAAUCGAUUUUUCGAAGAUAAACUCUCAGUUCUAUCGGAGUAUUUUCCAAAUUUACAAGAUUUAAAAUUGCGUUGUCACAGUGUCCUGGUUUUUGAUAAUCUUGCUACCAUAUUCCAACUUAAUCCAAAUAUAAGAAGUUUGGAGAUCGGUACAUGCAAUUUCAAUAACUUCAAUAGCUUCAGUGAACGCUAUCUACAAUCUAUUGAAAGUCUUUAUAUUCAUAGCUUUGAAGUCCAAGAAUAUGACAAUUCGAUACAUUUUUCAAAUGUUAAAAAAUUCAAAAUUCGAUAUUUAUUAUGCAACAUAAAUGCUCCUAGCCUGACAAAAAUUCCUUUUUCAUUCAGUGAGUUGAAAGAGUUCGAAAUUGAUUGUUUUCACACAUUUCCUGGGUUUUUCAUUAAUUUUAUCAAUGAAAAUCCGAUGAUUGAAAAAUUAACGUUUACACGUUAUGGUUUACUCAAAAAUGUGUUAGUGACAGAGGAUUUGGUGGCUGUGCUACCAUUUUUAAAAGAAAUUUUUUUCGAUAAUGCGAUUCAAAACACUAGAAACGUAUUACCAACUUUGUUGCCGUAUUUAGAGUCUUUGAGACGUUUUACUUUUCGUACUAGAGAUACGGAUGAAGAAAUCAGGGCAGGUUGCGGCGACAAAUGGCGAUUCUAUCGCCAUGAGGAAUAUAAUAGGAUCGUAACGUUGGAACCCAAUGAGGCGAAUGUUUGAAUUUCCAUUUAUUCAAUUCUUUCCCGUGGGAAUAAACAUAUACCUGGAACACAUAUACAUAAAAACAUUCAUUCUUCUAUAUCAGAUUCAAGUUAAAUUGGAAAAUAAAGCUAGUUAAUUCAUUCUUUAGAAUGGAAGUUUGUUACAUGUAUUUAAAAUAAAACCAAAACAUACAACGGAUAAUAUAAAAUUAAGACAAUAAAUAGGAGCUCAUGAGAAAAAAUUUGAAUUGAAUGUGAACGGUGUGCCGUAUAUCGGAUCUUUUAAACUUUCAACAAUUUUACAAACUAUAAGUUGAAAUAUUUCAAUACCAAUAUAGUUCGAUCAUAAAAUGAUGUCCCCUAUUUCAAUAAAUUGAUAUAGAAAAAAAUGUUUAAAAAAA
This is a messenger RNA of Sitodiplosis mosellana (orange wheat blossom midge), 3183 nucleotides long. RefSeq lists its product as uncharacterized. Bases 1410 to 2801 code for a protein of 463 amino acids. The transcript is spliced from 3 exons. NCBI's taxonomy places the organism in Eukaryota, Metazoa, Arthropoda, Insecta, Diptera, Cecidomyiidae. The record is from RefSeq and is a predicted model, not a curated record.